CAGCCCAGCCUGCAUCUUCAUCAAAGCGGGAAAAGUAUUAACAAGUUUGGCGGCGGUGGUGCAACUUCGAGCUCGUCCUCGUCUGGAUCAGCACCAGCAGGAUUGUCUUCACCUUUCGUCUCUUCGCACGGCCAGUACGAACAGCCUGUGGAUGUAUCGACCAUGAAGAGUUUGGAUCUGGUACUGGAAAAGCUGGAGAGGGACAUCCGGUUUUUGUUUCAGUUUUUGUUCGAGCAAAACCAAUUCGCGCUCGAUCAAGACCACGCGGCAAGCAGUGUAGUAGUAACUCCUUCUGGUGGACAACAAGAGCCACAGCAUGUUCUUGCUUCAAGCUCUGGUGUAGUUUCUGGGUCUGGCUCUUCGAAAGCAGCUGCGAGGAUUGGCUCCUCAUCUAGGAGCUGCGGUGGGAAUGAUCAUUCCGGGUCGUCUUUGUCUGCUGUGGCUGGUACAGCAAAUACCUAUGCGGAUUUCUCGCAGGAUGUCCGCAGUUGGAAACAGAAGAAUUUUGCUGUGCAACAAAAUGCACCCUCUGGCGUUGCUUUUUCUGCUGGUACAUCGCAAGCACCGCAGCAGCAAUUCCACGGCCAGGUAGUGGACGAUCACACGACGGCCGCGCAAAGUGCGUUUAAUACUUCUCUAGCGCCGCAGAAGUUUCUGCUACUCAGGCAUUUACAGUCGUACCGAGACAAAGUGCUCUCCGUGUUGCUGUAUGCCAAGCUGUACGAGCAGGCGGUGUUGUUGUUUGACCUGAAGGUCGAGCAGCAGUGGGUCGACCCCGUCAUGCACGGGUUGCAACAGAAAAUCCUGUCCUACAAAAACAAGCACGGCGUCGUUUUAGACAAACUGAGGAUCCGGUGUGACAACGCGGAGGGCGCUUCUGCUUCGGCAUCUCCACCUUCUUCAGGGAGGAGCAACAAUUCAUCGUCCCUUCAUAUCAACAUAGCUGCGGACUGUAGUGUGUCUCUUCCCUCAUUCCUGCAGCAUUGUGCGACUGCAGGAAAUAAUGCCGCCGGUAAAGAUAACUUCAGCAGUGGGGCGAUGUUCAGUUGUACUCCGGCUGCACGCGGCGGUGCCACAGCUUCAGGCGACAUCUACGACGACGAGAAUCAUUCUGAGGAACAUCAUCCAGCAGAAGAAAGCUCCUUCGAGCUGCACACCGAAGACAAGAGUUUGAACGCAACGAUGAACAGUACUGCUAAACUGGUGAACAACUACAGCAAAACAGAGAUGAAACCGCAGAUGAUGAACAAAAUGAGAAUUAUGAAUUCUUCGACAAAGCUCCCCGAGUUUCCUUCGUUUCUGGUGUCUCUUCUGAAGCAGUGCGCCUUACUGGACAAGAAGCUGCGCACCGAGCAUCUGGGCAACACCACCAUGUCGUUCGAUAGGCACACGAGCAUCGCCGCCGCCGACCUGCGGAAGGAGGCGGCGUUUUUCUUCCAAAAGGCCGAAAAGUUGGAGCUGGAACUUCAGGACUUGAAGGCGCGAAGGCUCCUGGUCAAUGGCGGAGGUGGAGCAGGAGCAUCUCCGACCCGUGCUGGCGCGGUGUUAUUGAGUGGAAUUGCAACGACGUCUGCAUCAAGAAGUCCUCAUGCUGGCAGUGGUACAACAAGAAAUAACACUAACCAGACCACCCAACGAGGAGGCCGCUUCCAGCCGCUAAGUAAUAGUGCAAAAGGUCUAUCACAACCACCAAAAAAUGAUGAAAUGCAAAGGGAGCUGCCUCUGCCCCCGGAUACUGAAGGGCAUCUUGGACGAGAAUUGUCUUCUGGUUUCGAUCAUCUGCCGGAUACUAUGAACCAGGCGAGCACCAGGGAAAACAAAUUCGCUGCUGCGAUUGAGAAAUCAGAACUACAGCAGCAGAUCGCGGACCUGCAGCAGAAAAACAACGAGCUGACCGUGAAAAGCAACAACUUCCGGCAAGCGAAUGCGGUGCUGGAGGAGAAGGUGGACUUCGUGUACCAGCUGAAGGACGCGAUUGAGCACUCGCAAGGCAAACUGGACUCCAUCUUGCAAGACACGUCGCUCCUGGCCAAGGUGUUUCGCAAUUGCGUGGAGGAGAGCAAGGAACUGAAAAAGUGCCUGCUCGACCUGGAGGUGAAGUUUACGCAGUCGGAACAGGAAAAGUCGCGGCUGCAGGAAAAGAACCACAAGCUGGAAGGCGACCUGGCUUACCAAAAAGCACUGCUGUUCCGCAUCACGGCGGCGAAGCUUUCGGGAGACCAGCCGCAGGUGCGGGGUCGAUGCAGCGAGCAGGGGUCGUAGCUAGGAGCUCACUUUUGACGACCACGGAGGGGUUCGUUGUGAUCCACCGAACUCAUCAUCUCCAGCUUGUGCCUCAUGCCGUUUUCCUUGCAAAAAGGGAUGCAGCAUGUGACUGGCAGGAGCGGUGUGUAAGUGCAAAACUUACCUGCAAGAAGUUGUUGAACCGGAGGUAAAAAACGCGAUGAAAGUCAAGUACCU
This is a messenger RNA of Amoebophrya sp. A120, 2460 nucleotides long. The record is from the annotation of a GenBank genome assembly. NCBI's taxonomy places the organism in Eukaryota, Dinophyceae, Syndiniales, Amoebophryaceae.